AUGAAGACUUUCGUCGCCAUCGCCGUCGUUGCGCUGAUCGCUGGAACUUUCGCUCUGACGGUCGACCAGAAGAAGAAGGCCGAAGGGUACGCGGCCGAGUGCGUGAAGUCGACGGGAGUUCCGCCGGAGACGGCGGCCAAGCUGAAGGGCGGCGACUUUGCCGGAGCCGACGAGAAAACCAAGUGCUUCGCCAAGUGCUUCCUGGAGAAGGCCGGCUUCAUGACGAGCGCCGGCGAAAUCGACGAGAAGACGGUCAUCGAGAAGCUGUCGGUCGACCACGACAAGUCGAAGGUGGAGGCGCUGGUCAAGAAGUGCAACCACAAGGAGGCCAACCCGUGCGAGACGGCCUUCAAGGCGUACCAGUGCAUCUACCCGGCCAAUAGUGCCGUCGCCUAAGUCCACUCCGGAGGAACUAGUUCGACUCUUAUUGGUUGCUAAACUGUUUGUUGAUUAUUUAUUUAUUAAAAAAAACACAGUCCCCACCCUUUUGU
Anopheles coustani is the source of this 491-nucleotide messenger RNA. Its product is annotated as general odorant-binding protein 56d-like. The record is from RefSeq and is a predicted model, not a curated record. Bases 1 to 396 code for a protein of 131 amino acids. Gene Ontology annotation, biological process: sensory perception of smell. Gene Ontology annotation, molecular function: odorant binding. NCBI's taxonomy places the organism in Eukaryota, Metazoa, Arthropoda, Insecta, Diptera, Culicidae. The transcript is spliced from 2 exons.